This is a messenger RNA of Ectocarpus sp. CCAP 1310/34, 2617 nucleotides long. The record is from the annotation of a GenBank genome assembly. NCBI's taxonomy places the organism in Eukaryota, Phaeophyceae, Ectocarpales, Ectocarpaceae.
AUGUUCGUGGACAGCUUCUCGCGGUGGAUGAAGCUGUACGUGAUGAGGCGCAUGUCGGACACCCUCGCCUUCGUCAAGAAGUUCCUCGCCGACGUGAGUGGCAACGGUGUCCCUCGCUCCUUCCGGAUGGACAACGGGGGGGAGUUCGUCAGCCGCGACUUCAUCCUUCUGCGACAACGCCGGCAUCCGCCGCACGUAAACANGAUGAGGCGCAAGUCGGACACCCUCGCCUUCGUCAAGAAGUUCCUCGCCGACAUGAGUGGCACCGGUGUCCCUCGCUCUUUCCGGAUGGACAACGGGGGGGAGUUCAUCGGACGCGACUUCAUCGCCUUCUGUGACAACGCCGGCAUCCGCCGUACGUACACGGCGCCGGGCACCCCGCAGCAGAAUGGUCCGGCGGAGUGUGCGAUCUGGCGCGUGAACAAGGCCGGCCACGCCGCUCGACUCGAGGCACGCCGCCUGUUCCCCAAGGUGGACUUCACCCGCGUCCCCGGAUUCGGACGCGAUGGCGAGCGGCUUUGGCUAGAGUCGUGUCACUGGGCUGCCGGCGGCUCCAACCGUUCUCCGACCAAGGCAAACGUCGGGUACAAGUCGCCGCACGAGCUCUUCACCGGUCGCCCGCCCCCGGUCCAGAUCGUCCCGUUCUUAGAGCCGGGGUAUAUGCGUGUGAUGCGCGCGCGGAGAUGGAUCCCCAGGCAGUGCUGUGCUGCUACCUCAACAACGGCGACGACCAUCACGAGUCGGCAGUCAAGAGCCUCAAGCGCCGCCGGCAACUUCCACACCACCAUCGCCGGCGGCGCCGUCUACCGCAGCCACACCAUCGCCACCGGUGCGACGCCGCUCGCCGCCGCGCCACCGUUCACCACCACCGCGCCGCCUGCAACGCCGUUCACCGUCGUGCCACCGUCUCCCGCCGUCGCGCCGCCCGGUGCCGCGCCAUCGACCAACAUGCCGCCGCUCACUACGAGGACCAUCCGUGAACUGGACGUGGGGCGCGGGGACAUGAGGGUUUCUGGGCGCACGAGGGCAGCCGCUAAGGACCAAGGGGGGGGGCGGGCGUCGUCAAUGCCGCCCCUCUCUGCCAGGGCCAAUCGAGAGCUGGACUUGAGACGAGAGACGCGGGUGCCAGGGAGAUUGGGGGGUCGGGGAGUGCGUUUCCAGGACGGGGGGGGCGAGCGGUCGACGUCACCGGCGGGAGCGGCGACGGUCCCGCCCACCGCUUUGGGCUUGUAUCCCUGCAGGACAAGGCAACGCUCCUGUCGACUCUCACCACUCGCAGCGUCGUCGAUAGGGGGAGAAAGGAGAUCACUAGUUCAGUCGGAGGGAGUGAAGGAGCGGAGCCGGGGGGGCGAGAGCGGGGGGGCACAAAAACAGAAGGACUGCGUGAAGAAGUCCCAUUUGCGUGCGCCACCUUGCUUGCCUCCCGCGAGGACAUUGAUCGCACGAUGAGGGAUUUAAAUCCCCCCGAAGUAGCACCGGACUUUCCACGUUGCUAUGCCAACGACUUGCGCGUGCCCAAAACGUAUAGGGAGGCUGUGUCCUCUGAGUAUGCUGACUUGUAGGUAGUCUCUGUAGGGAGGGAGUUCAGAGGUCUGAUGGAGGCUGGUACCUUUGAGGAAGUGAUGUAGCAACCAGAGAGUGUUAUCAAGGCAUUCACACGGGAGGUGUUUGGUUUGUUUGGGUUUUAUUCAGUGUCUGGCGGAUACGUGUGUGUUUCGGUUGAUCGAGGAGGGAAGAGUGGUAGUGACUCUGGUAGUACAUGUGGACGAUAUAUUUUUGAUUGGAGAGGAGGAGAGGUGUGAACAAUUUGUGAGGGACCUCAACACCAUGGUACCGGUGAAGAAUCUUGGUGUCUUGAGGUGGUACUCUGGAUGUUUUUAUGAGAGGGAUCGGGAUGCAGGGACUUUGAAGAUCUCGCAGCAGACGUACGCUGAAGAGUUGGGGAUGGAGUUUGGGGUAGAUUGCGGGAAGAAAAUUCCUCGUCCUGUAGGGUUGAAGCUUUCAGAGUUUGACCAGGACGAGGAAGUGGUAUCAUGGCCUUUCCGCGAGCUGAUAAGAUUACUGAUGUGGCUGACAGCGCAAGCGAGGCCAGAUAUCGCGAAUGCAGUGAGAGCGGUAGCACAGUACUGUGCUUCUCCCAAAGAAAUACAUUGGAGAGCAGGUCUUGGUACUUUGGGGUAUGUGGUGUGGCGUUUCAUGUUGCCAGAAGCAGGAAGGAGAUUUCGAUUUUUCGCGCGGAAUCAACGUAUCAACAUGCUGACUUCCUUACGAAGGCACUUCACGUCGGAGAUUUUGAGUUCAUCGUAAUUUCGUGAUGAGUGUGGGACCAGGAACGGUAGAUUUGGAUUUAUUUGUGUUUGAUCAAAGAACUAGGGUGGCAUUGUUUUACAUUUUGGCCUAUGGUCUUCUCAAUGAAGGAUGUUCUAGGCUGGGGGGCACUUGGAUCGCUAUGAUUAUCGAAGAACUACAAUUGGAAUGAUCGGGGAUGGAAAUAUAUUUCUAGCCCAGAAGGCUAUUGAUGAAGAUUUGAGUUGUGUUUUGGAUUAUUUUCUUGUGUUCCGGAAAUACUGAAACAUCAUGAAGACAUGGUAUAGUCACAAGCAGGGGGGCUGAUAGA